Monosiga brevicollis MX1 is the source of this 1365-nucleotide messenger RNA. RefSeq lists its product as uncharacterized. NCBI's taxonomy places the organism in Eukaryota, Choanoflagellata, Craspedida, Salpingoecidae. The record is from RefSeq and is a predicted model, not a curated record. The transcript is spliced from 2 exons. The coding region runs from base 1 to 1365 and encodes 454 amino acids.
AUGUGGCGGCGCGAAGAGCGAAGCCCGUGGCUCUUCUGGGGCCUCGGGGCUGUCAUGGUGUUGGGCUUGAGCUGGGUUUUCUUCCCGGAAAAGCACCUUGAAAAGAGCACAGCGCAACCCAUGUACACGCAGCUGUCCCCAGAGGAAUGGACACAGCUCGAAACCCUUUUGGAUCAACACAGCGCAUCGUUGAAGGGCGUCACACCAUCUGCCCCCGACAACGACCCAGCUCCAUUCUGGGCUCGACAGCUGCAGGAUGAACAACGAGAGGGUUGGCGUGCACUUUCUUCUGAUGUCAUGGCUCGCUUUGACCAUUUGACUGCUAGGGUGGAGAAACUAGAAGCUGCGCUUGUACAGGCGCGCGCCGAUCCGAUCAAAGUACCAAGCCAAGCGCUCUCGCCUGCUGACCAACAGCGUCAGCUGCUUCAAUCUCUCUUGGCCUACAACCCAACUCUUGAAAGCGCUGCUGCUGAAGGAUGCACAAACUCAACGGUACUGGCGCAGUAUGCCAGCCGGACUCGACAGCUCAACGUGGUGAUGCGCAAUGCCCUGGAUGUCUUAUUGGGGUCUGAGCUCGAGUCCACCGUCUUCCGACGCCACACCCCUCCGAAUGCAGCCCCAAAGCUGCUCGUGGUGUCAGCCUGUACAAAGGAUUUGGUGCCGCUGUACUGUGACCUAUCGGCCGAGGCCAUGGAUGAGUACGCCGCCAGCUACGGCUUUGACUACAUCCAGGUACAACGAAAAGCGGGUGAAGGGAAUACCAUGGCCUGCCCAUCGUUCAAUCAAAACACCAAACUGGGCCGCACCACUCAUCCACCCACUUUUGCUCAGAUACGAGCCGAUCUGGACCCGGAACGUCUCAAUCCCUGGAUUAAAAUACUUGUGCUGCGCUUGCUCUUGGAGCGCAACCCUUUGGUUUUGUGGAUCGAUGCUGAUGUAAUUGUGCGUGAUCAAGACUGGAACUUGCCGGCCUUUCUGGAUGAGCACAUGCCCCCUGACGUGGCCGUGCUGGGAGCUGACGAUAUGGUAAGCACUUUUCUACAGCCGAAUCGCGACUCCAAGCGAGACGAUUUGAACUCCCGCGAUUUACCCCUGCUGAGAGCAUGCUGUUACAACUGGUCUUUCGAUGUCGGCAUUGCACCUCAUUUUUGCGGCACCACAUUCCUGGCCUGGGCGAUCGAUGCAGCUGGACUUUCAAAACACUUUCUUCUUGGCCUUGCGAUCUACCACGCGCAAUUUAGCCUUUUUGGAGCGCCUCUACAUCACUGGUCCGCGUUUGCUUUGGCUCUUGCCCGAUUCUUGAGCUCAAGCACCCUAGCCAUUGACCCAGACGACUGUAUCAAUACCCAUGGCGAACCCCGAUAG